CCUGACGCUGGCGGGGUAUUGCGCGUUGCCGCUGCGUGUGAACCAAGGGAGGGCUAGCUUGUAAUAAGGAAGCGGGCGCGAGCGCCCAGACGAGCAAGGCUGAGAGCGACACGGCAAGUCUAGCGCGCUGAACGCCCGUCCGUCUCGGGAACCAAAGGGGAAAUUCCCUGCUGGAGCGCCUUUGGAGUCUCCGCUCCAGGCAGAGAAAUGGUGCGGGCGACCUUCUUUAUUACGCAAUCUGUUUAACAAGGACUCUUUGCAUCAGUAAAUAUCCAGCCACGCCACAAAGCCUUCUACUACAUUUAACUGCAGUCGGCCCCGUUCCUCUGGGCAGACAUGACACUCCAAGCUGUGCUAGAGACAGUAGAAAAUGGGAAGCAAGAUACUGUCCUUAAGGUGCUACAGACCUACAACCAGGAGAAUUCUCACUGUUUCACCUUUGAUGAUGAAGAACAGGAAGAAAGAAAGAAACUGGCCAUGCUUCUGAUCAAGUUUUUGGAGAGAGUUCUCCAGCCGUCUUGCCAAGUGACAUGCUUGGAAAGCAUACGAAUUCUGUCCCGGGAUAAAAAAUGCCUUGGCCCUUUCACCACCAUGGAAAGUUUGAAGACACUAGCCAGGCAUGCUGGGAUUGUUUACAGGGAAGAGCAAAUCCUGGAGGUUCCUGAUCUGGAUGUAAUUCUGGAGGCACUUAAGUGCCUCUGUAAUAUUGUCUUCAGUAGUCCCCGAGCUCAGGAACUGAUGGCUGAGGCUCGGUUUGUGGUGGGCCUUACAGAUCGCAUCAAACUCUACAAUGAGAGAAACUUCCCCCAUGACAUAAAAUUCUUUGACCUGCGCCUUCUCUUUUUAUUGACGGCACUAAGGGUGGAUGUUCGGCAGCAGGUUGCACAAGAACUUCGAGGUAUUGGUUUAAUGACAGAUACCCUGGAACUUACAUUGGCAGUAAAAUGGAUCGAUCCUCAUGAGGUAGCUGCCAAAGGGGAUCCUUCCCUGCCAUUACCUCGGCAGGAGACAGAGCGUGCCAUGGAGAUCCUGAAGAUCCUCUUUAAUGUCACUUUUGAUACCAACAAAAAGGAAGUGGAUGAGGAAGAUGCUGCUCUGUACCGACGUCUAGGUGCCCUUCUCCGUCACUGUCUGAUGAUUUCAGCAGAUGGUGAUGAUCGGACUGAAGAAUUUCACAGCCAUACAAUCAACCUUUUGGGCAAUCUGCCUCUCAAGUGUUUAGAUGUUUUGCUGACUCCCAAGGUCCACCGGGGCUCCCUUGAAUACAUGGGAGUCAAUAUGGAUGCUGUCAAUGUUCUCCUGAGUUUCCUUGAUCGACGUCUUGAUAGGGGUCAUAAACUCAAGGAGAGUCUUACCCCGGUGUUGAACUUGCUGACUGAAAGUGCCCGGGUCCAUCGACAGACAAGGAAAUUCCUUAAAACAAAGGUUCUUCCUCCAUUACGGGAUGUGAAGAAUAGACCUGAGGUGGGAAACCUGCUGAGAAAUAAACUUGUACGCCUCAUGACUCACAUUGACACGGAUGUGAAACACUGUGCUGCGGAGUUCCUGUUUGUACUCUGCAAGGAAAGUGUGUCACGGUUUGUGAAGUACACGGGAUAUGGAAAUGCUGCUGGUCUUCUGGCAGCACGAGGCCUCAUGGCUGGGGGACAAUCAGAAGGAGAAUACUCUGAGGAUGAAGAUACUGAUACAGAGGAAUACAAGGAAGCAAAACCCAACAUUAAUCCCAUUACUGGACGUGUGGAAGAAAAGCUUCCCAAUCCAAUGGAAGGGAUGACAGAUGAACAGAAGGAGCUUGAAGCAAUGAAACUGGUGAACAUGUUUGACAAACUCUCCAGGCAGCAAAUCAUCAGACCAAUGGGCCUGGAUCCUGAUGGCAAUUUAAGCUCUAUCAACGUAACCUCCUUGGAUGAAGCUGUUCAUCAGAUAGCUGAGCAGAGGUUAUCAUCUGAUUCUGAUUUGGAAAUAGACUGAGUCACCCUCCUCUAUUUUUCACAAAUAUAUGGACCUGCUAUUGUCUCUUAUAUCAGGACUGAUCUUCUGAUACAAACACCUGGAAAAAGACUUUCGGUGGCUUAGAUUCCUCCACCCAGAUCCAUCCAUUCUGCUUAGCAGCCCUAUAGCACUUCUUCUGUUGAAAGCUUUUUACAGCUUUAUUUUUCUGACUAUCUUUUCUCAUUGUUUAAGAGUCUCAUCCUCUGAUGCAUCCCAAAGACUUUCCAGCAGAUUGGCAAGGAUGCAAGAGAGGGUGGUUUCAAGUGAGCUUAUAGCACAUGAAACGCUUAAGCGUACAUACAUGUAGUCAAUUAUUUAGGAAGAAAAGUGUAUGAAUUAGGGACUUAUGUUAAUCCCUGGGCCAAGCACAACAUUUAAAAACUGUAUGUCAUGGUUGAUACACAUGGGAACUGUAGACAAAUAUGAAUGUGUAUGUAUAGUAUACAUGUCUAGAAAUAUAUGAUAAAAAUGUGUGAACAAAGUGUGCAUUUUUAUGAAUGUAUUGCGUGACAAUCAGUGUAGUUGCACACCAUUCCUUUUUAGAACACCUUAAGGAUGGUUGGAAAUAUUCAUGAAAGAGCCAUUGUUGAAAGUAUGACUGUGUGCAGAUAGUGUGUGUGUGUGUGUGUAGGUGCAAGGAAGUACGUUUAAUUAAAUAUGGAAAUGUAGGGUUUCUAGGGAAGAAAUGGACAACUAAAGACGGGACCCAACAAUUGCAGUUGAAUAAAGAGACAGAAAAAUGGACCAGCUUUUUUGGAUUCCUCUCCAGGCAAGGAGAGGACUUGGGAUUGCCCACACAUGGCCCAGACAGUUGCUCCUCAUGGUAGUGCCCAGCAUGUUUAGGGCUUUGGGAAAAGAGAGAGCACGAUCUUCCUCCAAACUGCAGCCCAUGUCUUUACAGACACAUGGUUCGCAUACUUUCUUUUUUAAUCACUUGGAAAUUGCUUACUAGCUGCUUUCAGAAUCCUUGGAACAACAGAUUUUACAGCGGUGGGUAAGUUUAGUUCAAUCCUUAGCAAAAGAAGUUUUAAAUUAAGUUUAAGGACUUUAAAAAAAACUUUUUGAUUAAAUAGCAAAAAAAAGUGAUUGGAACAUUGAUUUUUGGAAAGUUACAAAUGGAGUAAAGCUCCAGAUAAAUUUGAA
Notechis scutatus (mainland tiger snake) is the source of this 3135-nucleotide messenger RNA. RefSeq names its product RIC8 guanine nucleotide exchange factor A (gene RIC8A). Gene Ontology annotation, molecular function: guanyl-nucleotide exchange factor activity; G-protein alpha-subunit binding. Gene Ontology annotation, biological process: G protein-coupled receptor signaling pathway. The record is from RefSeq and is a predicted model, not a curated record. NCBI's taxonomy places the organism in Eukaryota, Metazoa, Chordata, Lepidosauria, Squamata, Elapidae. Gene Ontology annotation, cellular component: plasma membrane; cytoplasm.